UCCUCUUUGUCUACCUAGUCUUUGACAUCGAUUGACCAAACCAAAAGACCCGAAAACCUCAAUGGGUAACUGCAAUGGCUACCCCUCCUCCGCCACCACCGACUCCGCCCAGGGUCGGCAACAAUUUAAUGGCGGAGUCACUGUCCAUCCCCCAGCUGCCGUCCCCCAGCCGCGUUCUCCGCAACCUAAACCUCGCACCUACCACCACACCUCCCCCAAUUCCAGUGGAGCCACCAUCGGGCGCGUGCUAGGGAGACCUAUGGAGGAUGUAAGAUCCACGUACAUCUUUGGGCGGGAGCUUGGCCGUGGCCAGUUUGGGGUAACCUACCUGGUCAGUCACAAGGAGACCAAGCAGCAGUUGGCUUGCAAAUCCAUUUCCACUCGCAAGCUCAUCAACCGUGAUGACGUGGAGGACGUCCGUCGUGAGGUUCAGAUUAUGUACCACCUAACUGGCCACCGUAACAUAGUUGAGCUGAAGGGAGCUUAUGAGGACAGACACUCGGUGAAUUUGGUUAUGGAGCUCUGCGAAGGUGGGGAGCUGUUCGAUCGGAUCAUAGCGAAGGGACAUUACUCAGAAAGAGAGGCUGCGAACCUCUGCAGGCAGAUUGUGACUGUGGUUCAUAAUUGUCACUCGAUGGGGGUGAUGCACAGGGACUUGAAGCCUGAGAACUUUCUCUUCUUGAGUAAGGAUGAGAAUUCCCCCUUGAAGGCAACGGAUUUUGGUCUGUCUGUGUUUUUCAAGCCAGGAGAUGUAUUCAAAGACCUUGUUGGAAGUGCAUAUUAUGUGGCUCCGGAAGUGUUGCGCCGAAAUUAUGGAGCUGAGGCUGAUAUUUUUAGUGCUGGAGUUAUAUUAUAUAUUCUUCUCAGUGGGGUCCCUCCAUUCUGGGGAGAGAACGAACAAGGUAUCUUUGAUGCUAUUCUGAGGGGACAUAUUGAUUUCUCCUCUGAUCCCUGGCCUUCAAUAUCAAGCAGCGCCAAAGAUCUUGUCAAAAAAAUGCUACGAGAUGAUCCUAAAGAGAGAAUUUCAGCAGCUGAAGUCCUUAAUCAUUCAUGGAUGCGUGAGGAUGGUGAUGCUUCAGAUAAGCCUCUUGAUGUUGCUGUUUUAAGCAGGAUGAAACAAUUCAGAGCAAUGAACAAACUCAAAAAAGUAGCUCUAAGGGUUAUUGCAGAAAAUCUUUCUGAAGAAGAAAUCAUGGGAUUGAAGGAAAUGUUCAAAUCGAUGGACACAGACAAUAGCGGAACAAUAACUUUCGAAGAGUUGAAAGCAGGUCUUCCAAAGCUCGGCACCAAGCUUUCUGAAUCUGAGAUCAGGCAGUUGAUGGAUGCGGCUGAUGUGGAUGGAAAUGGAAACAUUGAUUACGUUGAGUUUAUAACAGCUACCAUACACAUGAAUAGAGUGGAAAAAGAGGAACACCUAUACACAGCCUUUGAAUAUUUUGAUAAGGAUAAGAGCGGGUACAUUACUAUGGAAGAGUUGGAGCAUGCCCUUAAAAAGUAUAACAUGGGUGAUACAAAGACAAUCAAAGAGAUCAUUGCUGAAGUUGAUACAGAUCGGGAUGGAAGAAUUAACUACGACGAGUUUGUUGCCAUGAUGAGAAAAGGCAAUCCAGAGUUGGUCACAAAUAGAAGGCGAAAAUAGGCUUACACCACUUCAUAAUUUCAAGUGAUGGAAUCCUACCCAGUUGGUUCAUUAAUUGUUCUGGGUUUUGCAUAUGAGUGAGAUGUUUUAUUUAAUCUGUUACAUCCUCCUGCAUUCGUGGGAUAGCUAGCCAUUGAUCCAUGAGAAGCACAGAUGGUCUCUGCCUGCUUUUAGCUUUUUCAAAGAGAUAAUUUGGUAGAACACACGGUUUGUAUUCUGAGAAAUUUGGUGUUGCUGUCGGUCGAACUUGUUUGUCCUUUAGAUGCUGGAUUGUGUUCCAGAACUCAGACUAUAGUUUAUACCAUUUUGUUUAUUAGACCAGCUUUUUUAUACCAUGUCCAUGUUCUGCAGGAGACACUGCAAAAUUACUACUGUCUAGUUAACCAUUAAACAACUGAGUAGACCGGUUGCAUAUUUUGUAAUUGCUUUUGUGCAUGCAAAUUAUGCUGCCAAAUUCUAUGAUUAAUCUCUCAGUAUUGAAUAA
Tripterygium wilfordii is the source of this 2123-nucleotide messenger RNA. RefSeq names its product calcium-dependent protein kinase 1-like. Lineage: Eukaryota; Viridiplantae; Streptophyta; Magnoliopsida; Celastrales; Celastraceae. Gene Ontology annotation, cellular component: nucleus; cytoplasm. The record is from RefSeq and is a predicted model, not a curated record. The transcript is spliced from 9 exons. Gene Ontology annotation, molecular function: ATP binding; calcium ion binding; calmodulin binding. Gene Ontology annotation, biological process: intracellular signal transduction; peptidyl-serine phosphorylation; protein autophosphorylation. Bases 62 to 1639 code for a protein of 525 amino acids.